UGUUCUCCACAGCUUGUCACAAGAGCAGCGGCAGCCGGAGGUCGUGUUCCAGGUGUCCGUCUCUCGUCCUCCGCGUUGUCAAAGGCCUGCCAAUGACCGAUCCCAUCCGACCCCUGCGACCAGCCCAGUCUGCAAGUCCAGCAUCGCCCAACAACCAGCCGCCCGGGCCAAUCAUCACGACGACCGGCACCGGGCUGCUGAGGAAGAGGCCGACCUGCUCGCAAUGUCGCAUUCGCAAGGUGCGGUGUGACGGGCAGCAGCACAUCUGUGGCAACUGCCAGCGGCUGAGGUUUGAGUGUUCCUUCCAGCAAAACUCGAAUCCAUCACGCAGUGAAUACGUGCUCAAGGUUCCAGAAGCACGGCGCCGCAUGCAGGCUUGUAUACCUUGCCAUGACAAAAAGACAAGAUGCCUCGGAGAGUUGCCCAGCUGCACAAACUGUAUGCGGAAAGGAAGGAACUGCGUCUAUCCGAGCACUAAAAAAGGACCGGCAUCGGCCAGAAGUCGGGACGUGGCCGAGCAGCCCUCAGCCCUCGCAAAAGACAGCCGUUCACCAUCAGCAAGGCUCGCACCGGAUACUGCGCCGGCCUCGCUAAACCAGAAUGAUACGUCCCCAGGCCAGGAUGUGAUCACGCUGCUUGUCGAGAACUACUUUAGGGAGCUUUACCCUCUACCAUCAUUCUCGUUCCUGCAUAAACCAACCGUCAUACAGCGAUGCGAGGAUGGAACGAUCAACGAACAGCUCAAGUUGGCCAUAUGCGCCAUUACAGCCUUGCAGCUGCAACUCUCGGCCUACCCACAUGAUGUAUGGGCCCAGAAGGCAGAGCACACAAUUCUACAGCAAAUCGGCCAGCCCUCUAUUUUCCAGCUGCAGUCCUUGUUCCUGAUUGUGCGUUACCGCAUCGAGAGCGGCGGGUUUCCAAAGGCAUUCAUGCUGGCAGGCCUGGCUGCGAGGAUCGCAGUUGCCCUGCGGCUGAACUAUGAGAGGAGAGACCUCUCAUAUGUUGCACAGGAAGCUCGGCGGCGUUUGUACUGGUCUCUGUACCUUCUCGACGAUUAUUUCUGUGUUGGUCUGCGAGAGUUCGAGCUGUGCCCCGAAGAGACCAUCCACCUGCAACUACCUUGUACGGAGGAAGUGUUCGAGGCGGGGGGUCACACGUUGACAGGCCCUUUACAACCAGAUCCAUCACGAGUUGGUGAACCAACUGGGUUGCACGCAUCGUAUCUCCGCGUAACUUCAGCGCGAAGAGCAAAUAUGAGGUUUAUACGACGUCUCGGCCUCGGGGAGGAGUCACCUGCGACGCUGCGCACAUCCAUAGCGACCUUGGAGCAGAACCUGAGUCUCAUACAUGCAGGGAUGGGCGAGCUAGGCACGUACUCGGUGUCGACGCUAACUGCCACCAAAUGGCCUGCAGAAUAUUUGAUGCUGCAUGUCUCAUGGCAUCAAUGCCAUUGUGACCUGUAUCGCAGCUUUAUCGACAGUUAUAGCGAGGCAGCGCCGGUAGCAGUGCUGGAAGGACUCCAUCCACAGGACCGCGCCGCGGUCCAGCGCAAAUGCGUUGAGCAUGCCGAGGCCAUCAUAGACAUUCUGUCGGAUUUUGCACAACACGGACACAGCCAGUGCCAGCUCGAGCGCGACAUUGCAGUCUGUGCAUUCGAAGCCGCGCGGAUUGUCAUGUUUGAUUGUCGCCGGACGGGCCAGGUUGGCAAGAUGCACGAGGCACUUGUCAAGGCAAGUCUGUGCUUCCAGCUGAUCACGAGACACUUCUCGUUUUCGGCAUCAACACAACCCCUUAGUUGAAGCGGCUCAUAGAAAAUUACACGCUUCGAACGGAUUUGCAGGCUCGAGCUGAGGCGCAAGAUGUCGUCGGAACUGAAGGAGGUGGCAGUGCUCUCGAGUCUGGCCCGCCGUCGCCACGCUCAUCUAGACUUUCUCAGAUCGCCACUGCCCGACAGAAGCUUUCGGUACAGAGCCUGCU
Microdochium trichocladiopsis is the source of this 1977-nucleotide messenger RNA. RefSeq names its product fungal-specific transcription factor domain-containing protein. The coding region runs from base 93 to 1799 and encodes 568 amino acids. Gene Ontology annotation, biological process: DNA-templated transcription; regulation of DNA-templated transcription. Gene Ontology annotation, cellular component: nucleus. Gene Ontology annotation, molecular function: zinc ion binding; DNA binding; DNA-binding transcription factor activity, RNA polymerase II-specific. The transcript has 5 exons. The record is from RefSeq and is a predicted model, not a curated record. NCBI's taxonomy places the organism in Eukaryota, Fungi, Ascomycota, Sordariomycetes, Xylariales, Microdochiaceae.